Messenger RNA from Xiphophorus maculatus (southern platyfish), 6200 nucleotides. RefSeq names its product SH3-containing GRB2-like protein 3-interacting protein 1. Gene Ontology annotation, molecular function: phospholipid binding. NCBI's taxonomy places the organism in Eukaryota, Metazoa, Chordata, Actinopteri, Cyprinodontiformes, Poeciliidae. Bases 2413 to 5037 code for a protein of 874 amino acids. The record is from RefSeq and is a predicted model, not a curated record. Gene Ontology annotation, cellular component: plasma membrane; endosome; cytoplasm. The transcript has 24 exons. Gene Ontology annotation, biological process: regulation of endocytosis; cytoskeleton organization; plasma membrane tubulation.
AAGGUUUUUUGGGCCUUUUUAAAAUUGAUGCAAAACCGCCACGGAAACUUUCUUCGCGCCACGCCACUCACGUGAUCAACUGCAGAGAGUCACUACUGGCAAGAACGACGAAGGAGGACGAGGAAGGACUAGGAGGAUGAAGGUUUGUGUUUGGGUUUUUUUUCGGACACAGCGUGGUAUAGUUCAUAAAAAUGUGUGUCAUUUGAAAGUAUUGAAUCUCCCAUUUCCCCCAAAAUCUUGUCGGUCCAACCCCUGAAUAAGCCACCUGACUGUAAUGGUAAUGGCUGCCAUGAUUUUUAACGACUUGUCAAGUGAACAAGCUUAUUCCCGUGAUUUUAAUAAAAUUUUGUAAUUACUGGAAACACUGCAGUUGUGAAAUAGUUCCCGCCCCAACAUUAGCAGGUUAUCCACAUAUUUGCGCACAUUUGCAUAGGAAAGGCAGCAACUGUUGCUCCUGAAUUCAGAGAGAAAUUUUUUUAAAAAAUGUCCUAAUGAUUUGUCUUGGAAAAACUAACAAAUCUGAUAAAGUUGCAGAAAUGAAGUAAAUAAUCUUUUUCUGGCUAACAAAGGGUAAAAUAAUAAAAACCCACCAGCACCCCUGCGGUAUUAUAUUAAUGCUAGAGGGUUUAACGUACUGUAAAUCCACAGCUUCCCUCCCUGCUGGGACAGCACAUUAGAACCUGUAGUCGUGAACUCACCUCAGGCAACAUUUACCUGACACACCAGCAGGAAAGCCAUGUCGCCUUUCAGCCACCAGGAAGCACUCUGCGUCUAUCACAGCAAGCGGUCUUACAACCAUAAAGUGUAGAGCUUAUGUUUUCAGUAUGAAAACUCAGUAUGCUGUCCUUUUGUCCCCCCAAAACAGAAGAGAUCAAAUGGGAAUUUCUCCCCUUAUAAUUUAAAAAUGAUCAAGUUGAUCAAUUUCCUUCUCUAAUUAACCCAGUAAAUCAGGUCAGUUGUGUUUACGUGAAUGGGGCUCACGUGGUUUGGUAGCCUUGACUAAAAAUACUAGAGCUUUACUGUGUCCCUGAAUUUAUUCCCACUUAAAACUAAAAAGGUGAAAUAAAACUGAAUGCAGUCAGAGAAAACAGUGGUCACUCACACUUUCUCGGGAUUAUCUUACAAUAAGUACAACGCAAAGUACUUGCUACUGCUUUUCUGCGUAGAACCACGUUUAUCAAGAGAACAGCUUUUGUUUCGUUUAUUAAACUUGGCUAAAUGUUGGAAUCAUUUUUAAAGAAAGUGACCCGUGGUUGUUCCAAUGACUGAGAAUGAAUUUGUUCAAACGAGCCCAAAAUGACUUGAAAACUAGAUGCCUUUCUCUUAAUACUUCAAACAUGGAAAAUCCCUUUUAAGUUUUGGAUCUACUACAAAUGACAUUCGCUUCCAACAAAAAUCAAGCAAAAAAAAAAAAAAGAAGAAAGGAAGGACUCCUUUACGUGCUUGAUUUUAGUUUUAUAUUUACUUCCUUGUCCUGCGCGAACUUUUGAGUCGACGAUUUUGGCCCACGUGUCAAAAAGUUUUUACACCCCUUGUAGAUUGUUUCAUACGUUGCAGUCACUCAUUCAUCAACAUUCAUAAGAUGCUCAUUUUUUCAGGGUUGUCCUCUAUUUUGUUAUUAUUUUUAUGUAUUUCUGUCUUGCAAUACAUAACACAGCUUGAUUUUACACAAACUGUUUUGAUGAAGGGACGUCCUGCUACUCGCAUCCUGUAAUCCUUUGCUGCCGCGACCUCUGACCCCUGGGUGGUUUCUUGCGUAAGACGGAAAGCACACAGGAACACACCCUGGCCUCUUGCUAGUGUGCAUGCAGCUGAGUGUGCGCUCAAGGCAAGGAAAGACAGCGCCAACUAACCGAGGCAUUAGAGGACAGCGGCCUGCCAUGUGACCGUGCUUUCAGGGAUUGGCUCACUGCAGAUGUGACAUCAUAGAGCUUCCUCCUCCUUCUCCUACUCUUCCUCUGCCUCUCUCUGCCCAUCUAGCUCUCUGUACCGCUCUCUCUUCCUCCUCAGCAUCCCACCGCCCCUCACCCCCCUCCUAACCCCUUCACAGAGAUGGCGUGUGUCGAUGCUGCUCAGGCGUCCGGGGCCUAGUGCACUCAGGGAGGACACUCCCCUCCCCUCCGUUCCUCCUGCUGUCCCCCGCAUUCGGAGUGUUUGUUCCCUCGGUCUGUCUUCUUGCUCGUGGUCCUCCAAGUGUGUCGCCGUUUGUUGUCGUGCCUCCCUUGUGCGAGCCCGGCCCUCUCGAGGGUGGAAGAAAUCAACAUCGUGCUUCACAGCGGUGGAGGGAGGUGGGAUGAGCUGUGCACAAUUAGCCAUGCCCUGCCCAGGCUCCUUUUUGACCGCCUAGAUCUUUCUUCUUCUUCUGUCCACGUGUGCACCCCAGAGGGCGACGUAGGAUGAAAAUCUGCGACUAUGAUGCAAGGACUGAAAAAACGAACCAGGAAAGCCCUGGGCUUACGGAAGAAAGACAAGGACACGGAUGCAACGAGCUCACCUGACAAAGAGGGAAGCGAAAGCGGAAAGAAAGGAAAAAAAAAGGCCAAUGGAGCUCCUAACGGCUUCUACGGGGAAAUCGACUGGGACAGAUAUGCCUCACCUGACGUCGACGAGGAGGGUUUCAGCCUGCGGCCCGGUGAGGGAGAGGAUGCGGCUUCCAAAGAAAAGCACUUCUUCUCCUCCAGCGACUCGGACGACGAUGAGGACAGCAAGAAAAAGUUCAAAAUCCGGAUCAAGCCGCUGGUGGCGGACAGCGGCCGGUGCGUCCCCCCAUCGAUGGACGAGCUGAAAGCCUCCGUGGGAGGACUGGCACUCUCUCCUUCCCUGAGGAGAAGUCCGAGACGCAGUCCGGGGAUGAUGAAAAGAAACCUAUCAUGUGAAGAGAUUGCCCGACCCCGACGCUCUACCCCAACACCAAGUUAUGCAUCUGAGAUGCCAAGCGCCACUGCGCCGCAGAACGUUCCUGCUUUGUUCAGGCUUCCUUCAGACAGCAGAUAUGCCAGAUAUGAUGUAAUCCGUAGCGAUGCAUGGGGAGAACCCAGACCGUGUUCAGAAUCCCAGCUGAGCCGAAGUUUUCCAACAGGAGCUCCUCCACCGCUUCCUCCGAAAAACUUCCCCUCCAGAGGUCGCUACGGCUUUCCAUCAGACCUGGCAGCUGAUCUGCCCAACGGCAGGGCGGCACGCAGCUCCGCCCCCAUCUACCUGAACGUCCUGUCACCGGCCUCAUACCGGGAGUCACCGGGCCCCGACCUGGACGACGUGUUCGGCCCCGCCGACAGCUCCAGAACGAGGGAGGAUGCGCCGUCUCCCAGAUGGGUCACGUUCACGGACGAUCGACCUCCACCCCCCGACGAGCCGGCUCCCCCGCCACCGCCGGACUCUCCUCCCCCGGACACGCCCACCUCCACGCCUUCCACGCCUGGCCUCUCACCGGGACCGCCCCCGAACGAGCCCCCUCCUUCUCCGCCAUUCUUUUCCCCCGGCUCCUCCCCUCCUUUCACUCCGCUAGACUCGCCCCCCUCCAUCGUUCUCGGCCCUCCACCCCCAGAUGAGCCAGCUCCCCCCUUACCUCCCGACUUCUCCCCUUCCGAGUCUCCUCCUGCUUUCCUCGAAGAGGAAGGAGUCGACGAGGAGGUUCUGCAGUUCGCAGGAUACGCCUGCGCCCCUGCUCCCAUCAGCCCCGUCCCCCCUCUGCCGGCAGAGCGGAGGUCCCCGCGGGCGGCGGUCACGUCUCCUUUAGUCUACGGGACUCUGGGAGGAAAGAGGACUCCAGAGGGAGCGUACCAGAGAGAUGAAGUACCAGAAGUGACAGGCUCUCCCAGAGAGCUGACACCCAGCUUCAGGGGAACGCCGCCUCCUCUUCCUCCAUCUGCGUACCGAUCCAUCAUGUCUUCCCCUGGGCCCUUCUCUGGCAGCAGCCCCUCAUCUCCAGCCCGCCCCACCACGCCUCAUUCCCGGGGGAGUCCGGUGCCGCCUCCUCCUCCUCCCCGUCCCUCCUCGCGACCGAAGCUGCCCCCGGGGAAGCCAAUCACAGACCUGAGUCGGCCUUUCAGCCCCCCGGUUUCGGGAAGCCCUCCGCCUUUUGCCCCCCUGGCCCGCGCCGAGAGCUCCUCCUCCCUGUCCUCCGUCACCUCGCACAGUGCGGCGUCCACCCCCACCUUAGGACGGGACCUCAGCAUGCCCACCGCAGGCUGCUCUAGAGGGCCCAGCCCGCUCACCAUGGGGCCCCAGGACACCCUGCCGGUCGCUGCUGCUUUCACCGAAACCAUCAAUGCUUAUUUCAAAGGCGCUGACCCCAGCAAAUGUGCGGUGAAGAUCACCGGGGAGAUGGUCCUCUCCUUCCCUGCAGGUAUAACCCGGCACUUCGCUUGCCACCCGACUCAACCCGUCCUCACCUUCGUCAUCAGCAGCUACAGCCGCCUGGAGCAAGUCCUGCCCAAUCCACAGCUGCUCUGCUGCGACACCGCGCCAGACGGUGUAGACAUCAAGGAGUUCUGGGUAAACAUGCCAAACCUGAUCACCCAUCUGAAGAAAGUGGCAGAACAGAAGCCUCAGGCGACAUACUACAACGUGGAUAUGAUCAAAUACCAAGUGUCAGCAGAGGGGAUCCAGUCCACUCCUCUGAACAUGGCCGUGAGCUGGCGGGGGGAUUCCGUCAACACCGACCUUCGAAUAGAUUACAAAUACAACGCGGAGGCCAUGGCCGCCCCGGUGCCGCUGCACAACAUCCACUUUGUGGUUCCGGUGAACAGAGGCAUAGCCCGGCUGCACACCAUGAUCCCCCCCGCCACAUGGAAUCCAGAGCAGCAAACGAUUCAGUGGAAAAUCCAAAGCCUGUCUCAAAGAUCUGAAAAUGGAGGGGCUCUAUUGGGCCGGUUCCAGAUGGAGGAGGGUCCCUGUAAGCCGUCCCAGCUGGCCGUCCAGUUCACCAGCGAGGGAAGCACGCUGUCCGGCUGCGACAUCCAGCUCGUCGGGACCGGCUACCGGCUGUCUUUGGUCAAGAAGAGAUUCGCUGCAGGAAAGUAUUUGGCAGAUAAUUAGCGAAAGCUGUCGGUGAAGAGCACCGAGGAAAUGUGGCUUUUUGACUGUGAAGACUACGUAUCCAUCCCACGUUUAGUGCUCUUGACCGAUUCUCCUCAGCGAACCGUCGGCGUGAACGGUGGAGGUCUGCUACAAGAACACAGUUUAUGCAACCUAACACAAAUCAUCCUUUGUGCACCUGGAACGGAGUUAAAGACGAGGAGCCGUCGAGUCUUUGUUGUUUUGGUGUAAAAAAAGAAAAAAACAAUUCAUAAUAAUUGUAAUUCAUUCAGUGAUCCAGCCUUAUUUAUUUAGUUAUUUAUUCUUUAGUUGGUCAUUCCUGUAGAUGCACUGCGAGAGGUAAUGGGAGUUGAUUGUAUAAAGUCUAGAGCAAUCUGAAAGGUGGAAAACUAGAUCUGGUUGACACUGCCACCUCCCAUCGGACAGUCAGAGUGAGAGUCCGUAUUUUCAUCCAAUCAGAACCGUCCCCUCUGUUUUCAAGCCGCUUCGAAAUGAAAACUACGCUAAUUAGCAUUCAGAGGCGACUGAUGAGGAUAUGAAAUUUGCCGUGCCUUGCAAAAAUAUUCCUUUUGCUAUUUUUCCUGGUCUACAUUGUUAAAACCCAAACUUCAACGGCUUUCAUUGAGCUUUGACGUAACAGACCAACACGAAGUUGAGCCUGACUGCGAAUUGGAUGGUUUUCAAUUGCUUAGCGAAUAAAAAUAUUAAAUAAAAUCCACCUCGGCGAGUGAAGACUCCAGGAAAUCUGUUUUUUGCUGAAAUUGGGUCUGCAACCAUCUACCAGCUCUGCACAUGUAAAGUCAGACAUUUUUGUUGGUUCCUCCUUGUAAAAUAAUCAAAGCACCCAGAUUCAAUUGAACAUUUUAAACAGGGAUCUGCAACUUUUACCAUCCAAAGAACAGCUAAAUAAAACUGGCUUAGAGCCGCCAAUGUUACAAGACCUUUGGAAAAGACGACGUACAUUUUUUCAUGAAUAUCUGCUAUUGGUAAUUGGAUAGCUUUUUAAUUUUUUUUUUUGAAGACUCAUUUUUUUGUUUCAAAACUAAAGAAAAAAAGAACAUAGAUACAUUUUCCUCUGUGGAAAUUGGUGCAAAGAAAACAUCAAUACAAGAAUAAUACAUACACUGCCUGGCCAAAAUAAAAGUCGCCACCUGGAUUUAACU